CCACAUUGUUUGAAAAUAUUUUCAAGAUUGUAUAAUUUAAAAUCUCAUUUGAAAACUCAUAGUGAUGAAAAGCCUUUCAAUUGUUCAUAUUGUGAUAGGAAAUUUGCAAGAAAUCAUGAUAGAAAAAGACAUGAAUUAUUACAUCAAGGUGAAAAAAAAUUUCAAUGUGGAGGCAUACUUGGUGAUAAAGUAACUAAAUGGGGUUGUGGUAAAAAAUUUGCUCGUGCUGAUGGGUUAGGAAGACAU
This is a messenger RNA of Hansenula anomala, 246 nucleotides long. RefSeq lists its product as uncharacterized. The record is from RefSeq and is a predicted model, not a curated record. Gene Ontology annotation, cellular component: nucleus. NCBI's taxonomy places the organism in Eukaryota, Fungi, Ascomycota, Saccharomycetes, Phaffomycetales, Wickerhamomycetaceae. Gene Ontology annotation, biological process: regulation of transcription by RNA polymerase II. Gene Ontology annotation, molecular function: RNA polymerase II cis-regulatory region sequence-specific DNA binding; DNA-binding transcription factor activity, RNA polymerase II-specific. The transcript has a single exon. The annotation marks the transcript as partial.